AUGGUACCGGCACUCUCCAGAUCGCCGAGCCCCUCCUUCUCCGUUAUGCGCCCGACGACCCGAAGCCUCCCUACAUCCAUCGCUCAACAGAUGAACCAAGCUUCCAGGAAUGCCAGCGCAGAAGUAUCAGCAGGCCGUUCGUCUGGAUAUGGGCAACCUGGUCUCCAUACAGACCGGAGAGUAGGCCUCCCUCCACAGGGCCCGAGCCGGAUUCCAGGGACCUAUGUUAGUGCUGCUGAGGCCCGGGCUCCUGCCAGGACUCCUGCUCAUAGUUCCCGCCACUUCAUGUCUGCUAGUAUCCGAGGGCAGGCUCAUCUUCUCGAGGGGAUAGCAGCAAUAGAUGCUUGCAAAGGGACCGUAGCGCCUGUCAACGCAGCUGGCUCCUCUAACCGAACUGGCAACGCAACAGGUGCUAAGCCCCGCACUAGAAUCAAGUGGAAACUCAACAAAAGAAACUUCCGCAGGCUCUUAAAAAAAAGUUUCUACCGCAGGGAAAAACUUGAAUCUGCCCGAUGGACGAUCAAAGGGUAUAUGGAGGAGGACAUCCAGUCGGCCGCUAGGAUCCUGGAUCUAGAGGCGAGCAAUCGGAAUCUGAAGGCGCGCAAUCGGGAUCUAGAGGCCACCGUGGAUGAUAUAAACGAUGAAUGCCAGGCAUAUCAGGACAAGCUUACGAAUUUGGAGAACAUGCACCAACUGGAUGCAGAGGAGCUGCGACACAAAGAUCAUCAAAUUUUGAUGUUGUUUGACAGGUUGACAGGGAGGGAUUCAUAG
Messenger RNA from Pseudogymnoascus destructans, 771 nucleotides. RefSeq lists its product as uncharacterized. The transcript has a single exon. Bases 1 to 771 code for a protein of 256 amino acids. NCBI's taxonomy places the organism in Eukaryota, Fungi, Ascomycota, Leotiomycetes, Thelebolales, Thelebolaceae. The record is from RefSeq and is a predicted model, not a curated record.